Messenger RNA from Pogoniulus pusillus (Red-fronted tinkerbird), 567 nucleotides. RefSeq names its product Fer3 like bHLH transcription factor (gene FERD3L). Bases 1 to 567 code for a protein of 188 amino acids. Lineage: Eukaryota; Metazoa; Chordata; Aves; Piciformes; Lybiidae. Gene Ontology annotation, molecular function: RNA polymerase II transcription regulatory region sequence-specific DNA binding; protein dimerization activity; DNA-binding transcription factor activity, RNA polymerase II-specific. The record is from RefSeq and is a predicted model, not a curated record. Gene Ontology annotation, biological process: developmental process; regulation of transcription by RNA polymerase II. The transcript has a single exon.
AUGUCAGCCAGCCUCUUCUCAGCCCACCAGUACCCGGACCUGCUGGAUGAACUGCACGGCAGAGUCCCGCAAGUGCCCUUCCAGGAGCAGCUGCUGGGCGCCUCGGUGCUGGAUUUCGUGGCCGACCUCUCCCUGGGCUCUCCCCAGGCUCCAUCCCGGGCAGGGACGGGCCUGGGGUUCUGCGAGGUCACCUCCGUGUCCCCCUUUGAGGACAGAGCCCUGUCGCUUAGGGCGGGGAUGGCCCGGGGGCUGCCCCUGCCUGCCUUCGGAGAUGGAGAUCCUGAAGACGAGGAAGAAGAGGAAGAGGAGAGAAUGCACAGCACUUCCCUCCUAGAGAGACGCCGAAGAAAGCGGGUUAUCACCUAUGCCCAGCGCCAGGCUGCCAAUAUAAGGGAGAGGAAGAGGAUGUUCAACCUCAACGAGGCAUUUGAUCAGCUGAGGAAGAAGGUGCCCACCUUCGCCUACGAGAAGAGACUCUCCCGGAUAGAGACAUUACGCCUGGCCAUAGUGUACAUCUCCUUCAUGACUGAGCUCCUGGAUGGCUGCAGCAGGCAGAAGGCGGGUUAG